This is a messenger RNA of Coregonus clupeaformis (lake whitefish), 2836 nucleotides long. Its product is annotated as semaphorin-7A-like. The transcript is spliced from 15 exons. The record is from RefSeq and is a predicted model, not a curated record. The coding region runs from base 390 to 2318 and encodes 642 amino acids. Gene Ontology annotation, biological process: regulation of inflammatory response; negative regulation of axon extension involved in axon guidance; integrin-mediated signaling pathway. Lineage: Eukaryota; Metazoa; Chordata; Actinopteri; Salmoniformes; Salmonidae. Gene Ontology annotation, molecular function: chemorepellent activity; integrin binding; semaphorin receptor binding.
GAAGAGAGUAAGAGACUACUGUUUAGUCUAUACUAGUGUAGCCUUCUCUGAAUUUAGGCUACAUAAUAUGCACAUCUAGCGGGUAGGAAUUCGCACCUAUAGGGGCCAAUAGAAGGUUCUCAAAAAGUAAAGACAUCGCUUUGCAUAAAGUACGAUACAAAUCAAGUGCGUAGUCUAUCAAAAAUAUUACUGAGCUCACUACAGAGCAAUUAAGCUACUUUUAGGCUACUGUACCUGUACCUGUUUCCCCAAGUGGAAAUGAAGGCAGAGAGAAAGAGACGUAUCUCUGAUGAAGUUGAAGAGUGAAGACUAGACGGAAGACCCGACUGUAUAGACACCAACCUUGUGUUGUAGCAUAGGCUAAAACAACGCGCCUACAGUUUCAAGUAAUGAAUUGCCGAGAGCCUCAGAGAAGCGUGAGUCCGCUCGUCCUCUAUGCAGUCUUUUUAGGACAAUUAUUUUUUUCGCUGAAUGCUUCGGACUUUACCCACAAACCGAGGGUGACAUUGACAGAAAAAGAUGUGAGCUUCCUAAGAAUCCAUCUGUCUGGGAAUAACAACCAUAUAAAGCUCCUGCAGGGCCCUCAAGACAACAUAGUAUACGCUGCAGGCCAUAGAAACAUGUUCCAGACAGACUUCCACAGUUUGACCUCUAUAAAGAGUCCUGUGUUUGGAGAGGGAUGUAGAAGUAAUGAUCCCGCAUCACCAGACUGUCACUAUAACAUCACUGUUUUACACAAGACUAAAGAUCCAAACCAACUGUUCCUGUGUGGAACCAAUGGACAACAACAGACAUUGUGCUGUUACAUGAACCCAUCAGACGACCCGUUUAACUGCACUCGAUCCAAGGGCAUCCAAAACAUUAAACAACACAUAAAUGAAAGCGAGCCAUCGCUCCUCAUUGGUUCUGCUGAAGUAGAGGAAUUCUACACCACUCACUCAGGCACAGAGGGUUCCGUGGGGAUCCACAGGUUUGGGAAGAACAGACUAUGGACAGAAAAAAGUGGAACAGAACAGAGAUAUGUGAGUUUGGUGGCUAGUGGGCAGAGAGAGGAUAAUCUGCAGGACAGACUAUACGCCUUCUACAUAGAGAAGACCCGAGACCCGAGUUUGGACUCUGAUCUCUGGGUUUCCCGGGUUGCUCAAGUCUGCAUGGCCGAUCUUGGAGGACCUAAGUCCUAUCUGCAGUUCAGGUGGACCUCCAAGUUGAGUACCAGGCUCUUCUGUGGAGACCAUGACAGCAGGCUGUACUUCACCCAGCUAGUGGACAUGAACACUGUUCUGGGAGACAGGUGGCAGGAUACCAGGGUCUACGCACUCUUCAGGAAUGGCUGGGGUAUGAGUGCUGUAUGUGUCUACACCAUAGCAGAUAUUGACCGCAUCUUUAAAACGUCCAACUUCAAGGGACACACAGGGCCCGUUACAAACCCACGACCUGGGGAGUGUGUUAAAGACAGCACUAAACUCCCCAUUGAAGUCCUGAAGAUGGUGGACAAGCAUUCAGAGAUGGAGGAGUGGGUCACCAGUGGGCCUCUCCUGGUCACUCACCGCCAUUACCACCACAUCCGCAUGGAUAGAGUCCAAGGCAAAUGGAAUGUCCUGUUUCUGUCUCUAGAGAAUGGAGGGAUUCAUAAGGUUCUGGAGAGGGAUGGUCAGGCCUUCGUCAUCGCUGAGUUACAACCUUUUAACUACAGGGCACACAUCCUCAGUAUGAUGUUACACUCCUCAACGGCAAAGCUGUAUGUGGCCUCCAGCAAAGAGCUGGUUCAGAUUGACCUGGGCAGCUGUGAUCAGUAUGGGGCCCAGUGUGAAGACUGUGUUUUGGCCAGAGACCCUUACUGCGGCUGGGACGGCCAUCGCUGCACCACAGCUACAAAUGAUACAAUUCAGGAUGUGGAGAACGGGAACCAUCAGGUAUGCAGCAACAUAUCCAGAGGAUUUACUGCAAGUAAAGUUUACUUUCCAGGGUCAUCAGUUGGUGCUGUAGAUGGAAUCAGAGUUCCUCUAUCUUCAAAGUACUUCCUCCAUUGCCCAACCUUGUCCAGCCACGCUGAGUACAGCUGGAGGCACCAUGGCAACACCACAGCAACGCCGUGCAUCUCCACAAAGUCAGAGGACCAGUGUCUCCUGCUAAUAGAGAGCAUGGGCCCUGAGCAGCAGGGAACAUACAGCUGUGUGUCUGAGGAGAGGGGCUACCGCAGGACCCUGGUGCAGUACCAGUUACAGCUGGACAGGGGGGUCACAGGCCUGGCCUCUCACCACCUACCCUUUCCUGGUCUGGGUCUGGUACUACUACUGGUCCUGACUUUGCUCUGCUAGCAUCAGCUCUAUGGACUAUCACCCCAGCCCUAUGACCGAGCUGACUUGACUUGGACAUGCCUGCACUUGUACUUUGGUCUUCCUUACACCCACGGUACCUCAAUAAUAGUUCAUGACAGUCAAGUGACCUACAAGGGGCCAAAGCUUCGCUGAGCCAUUUCCUUUGUUACUUUCACAAUCAGUUGGUCAAAAAACUGAACGCUGCAGAAGUUAAAGCAACCGCACUUGUGCUGAGUUAAGGAUUUAUUGGCCUUAUGUGUUUUAUAAUCAUGCUACGUUUUCCAAUAUGAAACUUUGCAGGGGUUUAAAAUAUUUUAUGUGAAAAUCUGAAUGCAAAAACAGACUAAUUUGGUUACAUUUUAGAAAUAUAUUUGUUUACUUAACUACUAAGUUUCUUUGCUAACAGCAUGAUAGUUGUAAAUAUAUAUAUUUCUUUAUCGAUUACUUAUUUAUAUGUACAGUAUUAAACUCUUGCACUCCUCUCUUAUGUCAUGAUAAUUAUACAUUAUUUUCCUUCA